AUGCCGCAGGGUUGCGUCAACUUUUUGUUUAUCCGCACAAUUUUUGAACAGAAUUUUAACAAUACUCUCAAUUUUUGCUAUUUUUUUCAGCUGAAGUACGUAAAAAAAAAUGUUUAAACUUGUAUUUCUGAAAUUUUGUGCUUCAGCGCAUCAUGGCCGAAGGAGUUCAACAAGAUACCUUCUUGGGACUUUCCCACGAAGAUGUAAGCUUUUGUAGGGAACUAAGCUCUUGGAACUUGAUUGUCUACAGGAGAAAUUUGCGAAGAACUUGAUUGCCAAGCUUGCCUUGAAUUCUCUGUCGUUGCCUCUGACGGUCACCCGCACUCUCAUUCAACUUGGCCACGAACCUUUCCCGCUGUCCACCGGAAAGACUCUUAUCUGCGCUGGCAGAAAUGCCUAUUUCUUGCCGAAUGUUUUCAGCUACAGUAAGGGAACAUUACACUCCUCACUCUGAUUACUGAAUGUUCAGUCGGACAGCUGGGCAAGACUCGUGGGUACUCCACUCUCUGGACUGGACUCGACUCGGCCAUAGUCUCGUUGACUGUUCAAGGAAUUGCUUCGCAUCGCACCGAGCAGGUGAGCGCUUUUCGGUUUUCAGAAAAACCGGUACACAUGAAAACCGUGAAAAAUUGGCUUACAGUACCUUGAUGAGUACUACCAGGAAGUUGGAGGACCUCGCGUCAACUAUGACAAAGAGGAGGACGCGUUGACUGAUUCGGAGUCAUUCCGCCGAGUUCUUCGCAAGGGAGUCCGCGACUCAAUCAUUCGCAUCGUCGCCGUCACUGCGGCUCGUCCGUUUACUGGUAGGCGUCCUUAUUAACGCAUUUUCAAAAAAUAGUAACGUACUUUCAGUGUGCUUCAUCCGCCAGAUCGCCCAGAUCAUCGGAAACGAGACCAAGUACACCACUUGUGCUCAGGCUCUGAGUGUCAUCGGAAAGCAAGAAGGACCGGCUGGUCUUUUCAGUGGACUUGCUCCACAGAUCGUUGGAGAACUCCUUGUCAUCUGGGGAGUUCACGUCUUCACUUACGCAGUUCAGAGAGUGAUUCUUCGUACUGAAAUUGGAGAUACAAAGCAGACGGACGAGUCGAAGGCCAAGGCCGCCAAGGAUGUUCACAAAUUCAUUCAUACCGCUGUUCCAUUCCUGGUCAACUCUUUCGGAUAUCCGUACAGCGUUGUUUCCAGCGUUAUGGCAGUUGCUGGAUCUGGUAAGCAAAAUUCAAUGCCAACGUUUCAGUAUUCCUUUUUCAGGACUUGCCGUCUCGUUCCUGCCUUAUUCGCCAUCGUUCGGCAACUGGCACAACGCCUGGGACUACCUCCACCCGGUGGGACUCAAGCGCGGUAACCGUCUGUUCCUCCGCGAACAGGUCGGUGCCGUCACCGUCGGAGCCGAUCAGCAACUCUACGCCAGCAAUUCCUACUUUGCAUGA
Messenger RNA from Caenorhabditis sp. 36 PRJEB53466, 1428 nucleotides. Lineage: Eukaryota; Metazoa; Nematoda; Chromadorea; Rhabditida; Rhabditidae. The record is from the annotation of a GenBank genome assembly.